CAUCAACCGUGGUACUCCCAGUAACCGCCCGGCGGAAGGCAACCAUAAUCAGGGUCAGGGAAGACAAAAUAGCAACCAGGGCCGAAUCUACGUCAUGAACCAAGCUCAAGCGAAUGCCAACGAUGUUGUGUCAGGUACAUUCCUUGUAAAUUCCACACCUGCUCAUGUACUGUUUGAUUCGGGUGCAUCCCACAGUUUUAUAUCCUCAAAACUUGUGGAAAAGUUAAAGUUAGAACCUACCGCUACACUCAACCUUAAUGUAAAAACAGCAUCUAAUAAAGUUGUAGCUUGCGGGAGUGUUUUCUCCAAUGUUUCUAUAGUCAUAUCUAAUACCGAAUUACCCGGAG
Cuscuta epithymum is the source of this 347-nucleotide messenger RNA. NCBI's taxonomy places the organism in Eukaryota, Viridiplantae, Streptophyta, Magnoliopsida, Solanales, Convolvulaceae. The record is from the annotation of a GenBank genome assembly.